Procambarus clarkii (red swamp crayfish) is the source of this 1122-nucleotide messenger RNA. RefSeq names its product collagen alpha-2(IV) chain-like. The record is from RefSeq and is a predicted model, not a curated record. Lineage: Eukaryota; Metazoa; Arthropoda; Malacostraca; Decapoda; Cambaridae.
AUGGUUGGGUUCCCCAAACGGAUCUCCAGGGUGCUCCAGAGAUGGUUGACUGCGCCAGACGGAGCUCCAGGGUGCCCCAUAGAUGGUUGGCUGCCCCAGACGGAGUUCCAGGGUGCCCUAGACGGAACUCCAGGGUGCCCUGGACGGAGCUCCAGGGUGCCCCGGACGGAGCUCCAGGGUGCCCCAGAUGGAGCUCCAGGGUGCCCCAGACAUAGCUCCAGACUGCCCCAGAUGGAGCUCCAGGGUGCCCCAGAGAUGGUUGGCUUCCCAAACGGAGCUCCAGGGUGCUCCAGAGAUGGCUGGCUGCCCCAGACGGAGCUCCAAGGUGCCCCAGAGAUGGUUGGGUUCCCCAAACGGAGCUCCAGGGAGCCCCAGAGAUGGUUAGCUGCCCCAGACGGAGCUCCAGGGUGCCCCAGAGAUGGUUGGCUGCCCCAGACGGAGCUCCAGGGUGCCCCAGAGAUGGUUGGCUGCCCCAGACGGAGCUCCAGGGUGCCCCAGAGAUGGUUAGCUGCCCCAAACGGACAUGAGUUCCACAGUGCCCCAGACGAAGGUCCAGGGUGCCCCAGACGAAGGUCCAGGGUGCCCCAGACGAAGGUCCAGGGUGCCCCAGACGAAGGUCCAGGGUGCCCCAGACGAAGGUCCAGGGUGCCCCAGACGAAGGUCCAGGGUGCCCUAGACGAAGGUCCAGGGUGCCCCAGACGAAGGUCCAGGGUGCCCCAGACGAAGGUCCAGGGUGCCCCAGACGGAGCUCCGGGUGCCCCAGACGGAGCUCCAGGGUGCCCCAGACGGAGGUCCAGGGUGCUCCAGGGUGCCCCAGACGGAGGUCCAGGGUGCCCCAGACGGAGCUCCGGGUGCCCCAGACGGAGCUCCAGGGUGCCCCAGACGGAGCUCCGGGUGCCCCAGACGGAGCUCCGGGUGCCCCAGACGGAGCUCCAGGGUGCCCCAGACGGAGCUCCAGGGUGCCCCAGACGGAGCUCCAGGGUGCCCCAGACGGAGCUCCAGGGUGCCCCAGACGGAGCUCCAGGGUGCCCCAGACGGAGCUCCAGGGUGCCCCAGACGAAGGUCCAGGGUGCCCCAGACGGAGCUCCGGGUGCCCCAGACGGAGCUCCAGGGUGCCCCUGA